GAAUAAAUGCGACAAUUUCAAGGGGAUUGUAGUUAAGGAACUAAAUGGAAUUUUUGGAAGUCAUAUUAAUUGCUGUUUGAUAUGCAAUAUACACGAUUUUUUAAAAAUUGUUUUAAUUUUUAACAAUUAUUUUAUUUUUUUGUAUAAAAUAGUUUUCAACAAACAUGAGCACGAUCAGCGCAACGAUCCAUGUCGAGAGCGUGGUCUAUACUCGGAAGAGCCGUUCGCUCCAAAACCUAUAUUAAUAACCUGUCUCUUAGUAAGAUACGAAAAUCGACCCUAUUGGCCCGUAAGAGUAGCUUGAAGACUCCGAGGUUCCAAAAUACUUACCGUCUGGAGGCCUGCAAGCCUCUCAAGAGCGAAGUCAUUGAUAUGAUCUUAAUCGACGUGAUGCAAGAUUACCUAACCGGUGUGAAAUAUCAUCCUCAGGUUUGCAUGCAACUCUGCCAGAGAAUAUCGGAGGAAGUGCGUGACAAAAUUUGCAAAAAGUUUUACGAUCGAUACAAAAUCGUAGUUAUCAUGUCGAUCGUCCAGAAGUUAGGGCAAAGCGUGCGAAUGGAUUUUGGCAAAUUAUGGGACGUUGAGAGAGACACAUUCUCGACUUACGUCAUCGAGACUGCAGAAUUUGCUGCGAUGGGCCUCGUCGUGGGGACUUAUUACGAGUGAGCGAGUAUUAAAAAGAAAAAUUCCAUAGAUGGGGAUUUUGCGACAAUGGAGCAAUAAGCCCUAACACACAUUAAUUCUGAGUCAAGCAAAAAUUAAAAAAAGAGCGUUUCUAGACAAAGUUUUAGAAAUAAAAACGUAUCGGAUAAAAUCAAUCAAAAACGAAUUAAUGGAAAAAUGUAUUGUAUGCAUAAUAAUUAACACGAAUCGAACGUUCGUCGAUGUUAAUGCUUGUAGAAAGGAUCAUUGAUCCACACACACACACUCACACACAAAUUAGAUCACGUGUGUUUCA
This is a messenger RNA of Wasmannia auropunctata (little fire ant), 958 nucleotides long. RefSeq names its product tctex1 domain-containing protein 1-like. The transcript has 4 exons. Bases 190 to 666 code for a protein of 158 amino acids. The record is from RefSeq and is a predicted model, not a curated record. Gene Ontology annotation, molecular function: dynein intermediate chain binding. Lineage: Eukaryota; Metazoa; Arthropoda; Insecta; Hymenoptera; Formicidae. Gene Ontology annotation, cellular component: cytoplasm; cytoplasmic dynein complex. Gene Ontology annotation, biological process: microtubule-based movement.